UCUAAAGACUCUAAACAAGAUGUCCAGUCACUUGUUCCCCUCAUAAUCUCCCCUUUCCUUUAUCUUUCCAUCGAUUUGUUGUCAUGUGAAGCAAAGAGAGCUUAGAGUUCAGUUCAGUUGGCUUCUUUUCUUGUGUUUCCUUUCCAAGUACCAUAGCUACGUGUGGAAGACAGAGCAGGUGUUGACGUUGAAUAGAAGUCAAUCAAAUUAAUCAGGCUGCUUAGCUCACAAAAUGAACGCCCUCCGCUCGUUUUGGAACAGUCCCAUUGGUCCAAAAACCACUCACUUUUGGGGUCCUACCUUCAACUGGAGCCUUCCUCUUGCGGCAGCAAUGGACACAAAGAAACCACCAGAAACCAUAUCUGUCAAUUUGACCGCAGUUAUGUGUGUGUAUUCAGCAUUGUUCAUGAGGUUUGCUUGGGUAGUGAAACCACGUAAUCUACAUCUUCUUGUAUGCCAUGUCUCCAAUGAAACUGUGCAAUUGUAUCAGCUCUCAAGGUGGUUCAGAGCUCCAAGGUUGCUUGAGCAGAAGAAAGAAGAAGCAGAUGCAAAUUGAAAUAUUUGUUGCAAUAAGUCAAACAAAAGAUGAAUGUGUUUGGAUGAUAAAGAUGUUAAAUAAGCACUUGCAAUAAUGAAUGUUUACCACAUAUAAAAGCUUAUUUAUAAGUUUGUUUGAGAA
Molecule: messenger RNA, 679 nt
Organism: Lotus japonicus
Lineage: Eukaryota; Viridiplantae; Streptophyta; Magnoliopsida; Fabales; Fabaceae
Product: mitochondrial pyruvate carrier 1-like
Exons: 5
Coding region: 233-556 (107 amino acids)
Biological process (GO): pyruvate import into mitochondria
Cellular component (GO): mitochondrial inner membrane
Source: RefSeq, a predicted model, not a curated record